Messenger RNA from Toxorhynchites rutilus septentrionalis, 710 nucleotides. RefSeq lists its product as uncharacterized. The transcript is spliced from 3 exons. Bases 102 to 419 code for a protein of 105 amino acids. NCBI's taxonomy places the organism in Eukaryota, Metazoa, Arthropoda, Insecta, Diptera, Culicidae. The record is from RefSeq and is a predicted model, not a curated record.
AUGAGUACAAUUCAGGAAAUUUAUCGUCCCAUGGAUUAAGAUGUGUGAGCUAUUGACGAUUGUUUGUUGUUUUUGAAAUCAAUUCAGAAGUCGGAUGUGAAAUGGAUGCAGAAAUUUUACUUCUUUAUUUCGCUGCUGUGGAACAAAUUCAGCGAUGCAAGUUUCUGCUCAAAGUGAAUCAAUGGUCACAGGCGUACGAGGUCAUCAUGGAGCAUAUUGCCACGGACUGUGUUCAACGUCAACUUCCCUUAUUUGGAAUCGCUACUGAACGAGUUCAAAUCUCCAAAAAGUUCAUCAAAGGGCAGAUUUUGAGCGACUAUCGAGCUGAAUGUGAAGUUUGGUCUGACCCGGGAUGCUAUCGACGACGAUGUGACCGAGGCAUCUCAUUCGACAUUCUCCGCUUAGGAUUUGCAUAUUAACAGCUGUGCGUUCAUGCGAAAUGCGCUCGACAAAGCGACCUUUGCCCCGGGAGUACGUGCUCGAGAAAUUGCGGCUUAUGCUAAGCGCGUUUCUGGACGAGGAUUUGCGGAUAGUGUUUGAAGGAAAAUUUAGAUGUUAAUUUUAGUUUAGUUUAGAUUAUUACUGCAAUAGUGAAAUAAAAAUACACUCAAGAAUAAAUGAAUGGGGCAAAAAAUCUAUUGUAAAAAUAUAUGGCAUCAGAGCGUUUGAAAUGAAUCAUGAUAUUUGUGUAUGUUUGGGAAUAAAAAUAA